Molecule: messenger RNA, 2097 nt
Organism: Mobula hypostoma (lesser devil ray)
Lineage: Eukaryota; Metazoa; Chordata; Chondrichthyes; Myliobatiformes; Myliobatidae
Product: protein rapunzel-like
Exons: 2
Coding region: 430-1602 (390 amino acids)
Source: RefSeq, a predicted model, not a curated record
ACAAUCCAGUCACAAGUUCCUGGAAGAGAGGGAGCAGGAGAUGAGAACGGUUUGGGCAGUAUCGCCAGGUCUCCGUGUCAACGCGCAUUUCGUUGCAAUUGUUUACAGCGCUGCCAUAAACACUCCGCCCAGUUUGUACUGCCGGGCCUGGGACAGGACGUGGCCGGGCUGGAGGAAUCAGGAGUAAAGGUCACUGUCUCAUCUGUAUCGCACCAACAGGGUGGAGCAAGCGUACUUAAGCUUUCGGAGGAACUGGGGAGGGCAGAGUUCUUGAAGGAUCAGGAAAGGGGCGGCAGAAGGAGCAGCCUAGAGCUGACAUUCAGGAUCCACCAAGACAACGCAACGUACGUACGGUGGGUUACCGUGGAUGAGCAGUGGUGCGGUGAACAUCAAACUCCGAGAUCUUUAUUCCAGGAAUCCAGGCGGAACAUGGGAACCAGCGAGGAAUUGGAGCGCGCUGCUGCGGAGGUCAGGGCUAACAUGCAGGAUGCAAAGGCUGCGAUGAAAGUAUUCCAGGACAGGGCCCGACUCGCAAGUGUAGUUGGCGUGCUGAAGCCCAUCUUCCAGGUAGCCGGAGCCAUCCUGAAACUGGUGUUAGGCAAUCGGGAGAGCGAUGAAUUGAUCUACAUGAAGGAACAAUUCCAGGUGGUCAGGAACGACCUGGACAUCAUCUCCGAGCAGGUCAAGCAGGUGCUCUGGGAGAUUGAGAGAAGCACCAUCAACAACCAGUAUUUCCCCAUUGAGGAGAACCUCAAGAACCAGUUCAGGAAGUACAUGGACAUCCUCCGUUCAGCGCCAGAGUACCAGCAGAAGGAGAAGGAAGAGUUCCUGACGCAUUUCAACGUAACCAAGGGAGACCAGAACCUCCACACUCUUUAUGAUGCGGUGAUGGGUUUCUCCGCCGUCUUCGGCAAACCCAUCCUGGACACCGCCAUCAACUAUGACCAGCGGAACCGGCGUGUGAUGGAGGGUCUCUGCGCCCGCCUGAAGGAGCUCUUCUGUAUCGGCCUGAUCGCCCUGCUGGGACACGCCGCCGUCACUGGGAACGACGUCGAAGCGCUGAAAAGGGAAUGGGACGAGAGAUUGGUCAAGGUCGAGGGCAAGAUGAAAGCCAUGAUAGAUAGCUGCAUCAAUGAGUUCGCGCAGCAGGCGGAGAUAGAUGUUGAGAAGCUGGUGAAAGAGAAAGGCGAGAGAGAUAACAAAGCGUGUGCAACGUUUAUCAUUGAGGCGUUAACGGACAAGUAUGACUGGGUCCGUUGGUCGGUGCGAGUCUAUGACCCGGUCUCGGGGUUUGACAAUCAUUGCGUUACUGGCCCGAACCGCUUUCACUUCUUUAGGCUUAAUAAUGUUAACGUUGUUGUCUCCUACAGCACCGACCCAAAGCCCAUUGAUGAGGCCCACAUCGGGCAGCUGAUGCAAGGAAAAGACAGCUGGAGUGAUGCGAAAGAAGUGGUCGAAUUCAUCUCCAGCAACCUGCCUCCCACCUUCGUGGUCCACGCAGUCAGGCGCUACAAAGACCUGUGGAACCACAGGAAUUUUCCCAACAACUGCCACUUCUGGGAGCUGUACAGCGGGGUCACCCUCUGCGUCCAUUCCACCUAAAGGACCUGCUCCCCAAUCCGGGCUUCGGAUUUAGCAGGCGCCACCGUUUAAUGGCAGGGAUCUAUUAAUCUUUAGAAGUAGAAUUAGGACCGAGUGGGUAAUUCAAUGAAUACAGGGUCAUACUGAUGGAGAUCCCAUCAAAUGAGCAUGAAACCAGAUAUAUUGACGCAGAAACUCGCCGAUUACAAAUUCCAAUCAGAGGUCGCAAUAAGGUUGUGAUAUCAUCGAAUUCAACCAAUCAAACCAUGAGAUCCCUAACCCCCUCGGGCAGGUUUGACUGAUCAUGCAUUGAUACGUAUGCUCCGAUGAACGGUUCUGCAAACAGCCGCGGUUGGCAGUUUCUCCUUUUCAUAUCACAGGAUGCAAUGGACAUGCAUAGUAAUUCUACUUUUGCAUAUUAAUCGCUGUUAUUGCCGGGGCUAUGAUUCAACCAGAAAUAAAACCAAUUCAAGAUGUAGACGGUAAUCUGUUGAAUAAACGUAGAUGUAAAGCUCA